Molecule: messenger RNA, 2088 nt
Organism: Phaeoacremonium minimum UCRPA7
Lineage: Eukaryota; Fungi; Ascomycota; Sordariomycetes; Togniniales; Togniniaceae
Product: putative tbc domain-containing protein
Exons: 5
Coding region: 1-2088 (695 amino acids)
Biological process (GO): activation of GTPase activity
Molecular function (GO): GTPase activator activity
Source: RefSeq, a predicted model, not a curated record
AUGAGGACGCUGGGCGAAUCCAACACUCUGCGGGACCAUUACUUAAAGUACAUCAAGCAUCCGGAGCAGCUGGCCGAGCUCUCUCUCGAUCCUCUCGCUGAUGACCCUGAUUCGCCAUGGAACGCUGUGCGUCAAGACGAAGUCAUCCGCGCCGAGAUCCUGCAGGAUGUCCAGAGGUUGCCGGAUGAACCUUUCUACCACAAGGAGAGCACACAAAUUCUCAUCUUGGACAUUCUAUUCAUCUACUGCAAGCUGAACCCCGACGUCGGCGGGUACCGGCAAGGCAUGCACGAGCUACUCGCGCCUAUUCUCUACGUGAUCGAUCAAGAUGCCAUCGAGCGCGACAAGGUCACCCCUGACGAUCUGGCCGACCAGAUUAUGGUGGAGAUGCUGGACUCGUAUUUUGUCGAGCAUGACGCUUUUGCCUUGUUCUCGAGAGUCAUGGAAAAGGCGAAACCCUUCUAUGAGGUCAGCAAUGGGAAUGGGCGAUUCGCAAGCGAGCAGAGCGCCAUUGUGGAGAAGAGUAAGAAGAUUCAUGAGGUCUCACUCAUGAGAAUUGAUCCCGAACUGUCAAAUCAUCUGAAAAACGUCGAGAUUCUUCCUCAGAUAUUCCUAAUUCGCUGGAUACGAUUACUAUUCGGGCGAGAAUUCCCUUUUGAGCAGCUUCUUGUGCUCUGGGACACCAUAUUUGCGUUUGACCCGUCGUUAGAGCUCAUCGACUUGAUAUGUGUAGCAAUGCUCAUAAGGAUACGAUGGACACUAUUAGAUGCAGACUACUCUGUUGCUCUGCAACUACUUCUGAAAUACCCAGCUCCCCAGGCUCCUCACGGACCGCACACUUUUGUCGACGACGCAGUCUAUCUGAAGGAUCACUAUAACUCCCUGGGAGGCGCAUCACUGAUCAUGAAAUACACCGGAAGGACUCCCGCAACCUCAUCAGCAGCAAGCUCCCGCCCAUCCACCCCAUCCUUUUCUGGCCUCUCCAUUCGCCAACGGCGACCCGGCGUGCGAUCGCCACUGGCGUCCCCAGACCGCUUCAUCCAGAACCAAGCCGACGUCAAGGCGCUGUUCCAGGGCGCCGCCAAGGGCGUCUUCGAGCGCGGCGAGAAGCUCGGUAUCAACCAGGCCGUGCGCGACGCCAUGGGCGAGAUCAAGCGCAACAUGCAGGGGUUCCAGGAGGCGCGGCGCUCGAUGAAUGUCAACGGUGCCGCUCACCCGACGGCGGCCUUUGCGACGGUCGCGGAGAUGGAACAGCGGAACAAGCAGCUGGCCUCUGUCCUAGACGAGACGAUAUCAGCGCUCAAGUCUCUGGCGGAAUCGAAUUUUGACGGAGAUAAGGAGAAGCUCACCCAGACUGUCGAGAUGGCGGUGGCCAAGACGCAGUUCGUCAAGAUCUACCUCGAGGACUCGUCCCUCGACUUGCCAGACGUCGACACGCCUGCUGCCCUGGCUGUAUCCCCCGCCAACAAAGAAAACGUCUCUCCCGGACCACUCGCCGGCGAGGACGAAGUGAUGGCCGACACGGACGAGCCCAAGCCCACAGCAGCAGUCUCGACCUCCCCAACCUCGGCACCAGAGCCAUCCGCCGGCCCCAUCAUCAUUACCGACGACGCCGUCGCCGCCCAAGACCCCCUCCAGACCACCGCCGUCGGAGACGAUCGCAUGCAAACAGACAGCCCCAAGCCCAGCGCAGCCCCCGCCGGCACCACAAAGCUCGAGCGGCCACACGCACCGAUCCCCACGCGCUCCACGCUCGCGCAGUCCUCCUUCUCGUGGAUGCUCGAGCCCGACACGUCCGCGUCGUCGGCAUCCUCGCUCUCCGCCGCGCACGCCUCCCGGGCGCAGCAGGGCCCCUCGUCGGCACACAAGAAGCGGCCCUCGUCCAACGCCAGCCGCGAGCGCAACGCCUUCCUCUUCGGCGAGGUGACGGCCCCUGAAGUCGGGGGUGUCGGUGUCGGUGGGGGUCCCGGCGCGCGGCCGUUCACCUCGGACGACAUAUUCGGGCUGGAGCCGAUACGGAGGCCGAGGGCUGCGAAGGACAAGAGCCACGAGAGCCUGUUUAGCGGUGAAGGGGCUCCGGAUUCUUGA